GGGCCAAUUUGACCCAGUUGUGUUGUGAACCAGUGGGCAGGCCAUCUCGCCGCCUCGCCUACUCGCCACUGCGUCGCCCCUCUCGCUGCCUCGCCGUCUCGCCGCCGCCUCCUCGCCGUCUCAGAGAGAGAGAGAGAGGUUUCUUCUUCUUAUUCAAUCCGUCCUCUCUGCACAUUGGGCUAGGAUACCUUCCGCCACGGCUGAAACUUUCUCUCUCGCAGCUGGGCUCAAAGUCUUCUUCGAUUCUCCGGCAGCUCACAACCUCUCCCCCCGCCCUUCCAUUAUCUCUGGCGACUAACUCUGUCUAUAAUCGUCAUCGGCAGAGAUAAUCUCGGCAAGUGAAUUGUUAAUCUUAUUGUCUUCCAGACUGGUGCACCAAAGUAAUUGGAAAUGGUAGAUAACAAUUCAACUUCUGAUUCGCCGGCCGAAAGCCAAACCCAAAAUCUUGAUGGGGAUUUGCACUCUGAGAGUGAUAGUUCGGUUUAUUCAUUAGCUCGGAAGGUUCCAGGGUCGCUCUCUCUCGCGAAAAGGCAUAAGUUUUGGGAAUCCCAGCCUGUUGGGCAAUUCAAGGAUCUUGGGGACACGAGUUUGCUGGAAGGACCGAUCGAAGCUCCAACACCCUUGUCUGAAGUGAAAAAAGAACCCUAUAAUCUUCCUAAUCUCUAUGAAUGGAUAACUUGUGACAUAGAUUCUGAAGAGAUGUGUGCCGAGGUUUAUAACCUCCUAACGAAUAACUAUGUUGAGGAUGAUGAGAACAUGUUUAGGUUUAACUAUUCGAAAGAAUUCCUUAGAUGGGCUCUUCGCCCUCCUGGUUUUUUUAGGAGCUGGCACAUUGGAGUUAGAGUUAAGAGCUCCAAGAAGUUGGUUGCCUUUAUAACUGGGAUUCCUGCAAGAAUCCGGGUCCGUGAUACUGUUGUUAUCAUGGCUGAGAUUAAUUUCCUGUGUGUUCAUAAGAAGCUCAGAUCAAAACGGCUUGCUCCAGUCAUGAUUAAAGAGGUGACUAGGAGGGUUCAUCUGGAAAAUAUUUGGCAAGCUGCUUAUACUGCUGGCGUGGUCCUUCCUACGCCCGUAUCAACUUGCCAAUAUUGGCAUAGAUCAUUACAUCCAAAGAAGCUUAUUGAUGUUGGAUUUUCUAGGCUGGGUCCAAGGAUGACUAUGAGUCGAACAAUAAAGCUGUACAAGUUACCAGAUUCAACUUCUACCCUGGGAUUUAGAAAGAUGGAGCUCCAUGAUGUUCCUGCGGUUACACAUUUGCUGAGGAAUUACUUAAGUCAGUUUCUUGUUGCACCUGAUUUUGAUGAAAAUGAUGUAGAGCACUGGCUUCUUCCAAAGGAGAAUGUUGUUGAUAGCUACCUGGUUGAAAGCCCAGAGACUCAUGAGAUCACUGAUUUCUGCAGUUUUUACACUCUUCCAUCUUCUAUCCUUGGGAACCAAAAUUACUCAACUUUGAAGGCUGCUUAUUCCUACUAUAAUGUGUCUACAAAGACUCCACUGCUUCAACUUAUGAAUGAUGCUCUUAUUAUAGCAAAACAGAAGGAUUAUGAUGUCUUCAAUGCAUUGGAUGUUAUGCAGAAUGAGUCGUUUUUGAAGGAGCUGAAAUUUGGACCAGGUGAUGGGAAACUCCACUAUUACCUCUACAACUAUCGAAUAAACCAUGUUUUGAGACCAUCAGAACUUGGGCUUGUGCUUUUGUAGUUUAAGCGCUCAAAACUCACUUCCGACAUGUACUACCGGAUGAAUUUUUUGGUAAAGAAUGUUGGUUGUCUUAAUUCCAGGAUAGCAAAAAUCAGCCUGCCAAACUUCAUUGGCAAUCCAUGGUUAGAUUUUGAAUUUCUUCUUUCCUGUGGAAGAUAAAUCUUUGUGAACUUUCUUGCCUAGUUUCAUGGGCAAUUUCCUUGUAUUGAGCUUGGCAUGUGUUUUAGAACUGCAAAGUGGCUGCUAAAACAAUUUUCUAUUUACCCCUUUUUUCUUA
Diospyros lotus (date-plum) is the source of this 1972-nucleotide messenger RNA. Its product is annotated as glycylpeptide N-tetradecanoyltransferase 1-like. Gene Ontology annotation, cellular component: cytoplasm. The record is from RefSeq and is a predicted model, not a curated record. NCBI's taxonomy places the organism in Eukaryota, Viridiplantae, Streptophyta, Magnoliopsida, Ericales, Ebenaceae. Gene Ontology annotation, molecular function: glycylpeptide N-tetradecanoyltransferase activity. Gene Ontology annotation, biological process: N-terminal peptidyl-glycine N-myristoylation. The coding region runs from base 391 to 1695 and encodes 434 amino acids. The transcript has 3 exons.